AUGACGCCAGCAGACAUGAGCGAGGUGCUGAUCAAGAACCGGAGGAACAAGGAGAGGGCGGUGGGGGAGCUGCUGGAGGCGCUGAGGGCGAGGGCGGAGAGGAACGAGAAGUACGGAGGACGGAUGAGGGAGGGGUGCGAGCUGAACGGGGUGGUGGAGGAGGAGGAGGAGGAGGAGGAGGACAUGAAGCAGGAGUACGUGGCAUGGUGCCACCGGGAUGCCGAUGGAAAUGUGGGAGAGCCCCUUAGGACCUUUGAUAUCCCGGUCGAUGAUGUUGGGUUGAUGCAGCCAAUUAUAAUUGAUGGUGAGGUGAUCGACCCUGAGAUUACACCCGAGUGGAUGAUGCAGGAGGAGGAGGUGAAUGAGGAGCCUGAUGUACUAGCGGAGGACCCCGAGCCGAUGGAUGAGGAGGAGGAUGAACCCGAGGCCAUGGAGCAGGACGUAGAGAAGGACGGAGAGGUGGCAGAGCUGGGAUCAGAUGAGGAGGGGUUCGAGCUUUACCUUGACCCGGAGUUGGAGUCGGACUCCGAGGAUGAGCGAGCCCAGGCGAUGGAUUCGGAGGAGUCAGAAUCUAGUGAGGACGCCUCCGAGGAGUUGUCAGAGAAUUCUUCCGAGUCAUCCGAUCCUGAUUGGGAACCUUAA
Molecule: messenger RNA, 642 nt
Organism: Syzygium oleosum
Lineage: Eukaryota; Viridiplantae; Streptophyta; Magnoliopsida; Myrtales; Myrtaceae
Exons: 2
Coding region: 1-642 (213 amino acids)
Source: RefSeq, a predicted model, not a curated record